Molecule: messenger RNA, 3130 nt
Organism: Dermacentor albipictus
Lineage: Eukaryota; Metazoa; Arthropoda; Arachnida; Ixodida; Ixodidae
Biological process (GO): proteolysis
Molecular function (GO): metalloendopeptidase activity
Source: RefSeq, a predicted model, not a curated record
UAAGUUGAGAAGUGCAAGACCCGCACCUUUGCAAAUAUUGUUUUAUUAGUACGCAUUUAUAGCCUUUUCACUGAAGGUGAAAUUUUCUUGCAGUUAGUUAAGCGCCAGGGCUAUCAUCAUCGUCGCACGUGUGCAGCCUUCCCCGAAGCGCGAGCGCUUCGUGGCCACGGCAGAAGAAGACUGGCUCGGCCCGUGCGAGACGUGGUUCUGUUCCGCUCCCGGCGAAGUUCAGGUUUUCCUCCUCGCGCGACCGCCGAAGUCUGGACCUUACUGUCGGCGCGCCCUCCAGGACCUGCGCUCACUCAGGGUUCCUGCACCGCCGGACUGCAGCUGAACUCAACAGAUGGAAUCGCAGGGUCCACUGACGCCUGUGCGCCCUCACUCGACGGCCAACACUUACGACGUCGGAGGCGACAUCGAGAUCGGGCGCUGGCUGCUGGCCACAGGGAUAGCCGUCAUCAUCCUCGUCCUCAUCACGGGCCUCGCCUUCCUUAUCGACGGCAUGUGGCGGCGCUCGGACGGAGAUCGCGACCACCCCAAGCCUCCGUCGCUGGUUCCAGGAAAGCACCUGCUAAGCGCGGUGGCCUGCAACUCGACCCUGUGCCGCCGCUACUCGGAGCUCAUCUCUUCCUGCGUGGGUCAUGGCCAAGCCUCGCCUUGUGAGGGCCUGUCCCGCUUCGUGUGCGGCGAGGGGGCCUGCUACAGCCGGCCCAUCGAGGGUCUGGUCAGGGGCUUCCUACGGGCGCUUGCCGCCGACGCACUGGCAUCGUGGCGCCUGCAGCCCGCGCACUCUAGCUGGCCCCCCGUGGACCGUGCCGCCGCCCUUUACGAGACGUGCCGCCAGAUCACAGCCGGGCGCGACAGCGACCUCGACUUCGCAGCGAGCGUACGCGACAGCCUGAACACAGGCGAGCUGCGCCCUUUCCUUGCCACGAACGAGACCGCGGCAGAAAUGGCAACGCGACUGGCGGCCCACUAUCAGGACGGCGCGCUCUUGUGGCUCGACGCCGCAGCUCCGCAGCGUGGUGAGUCGAAGCGGCGCCUCGUGAUCCGGGCAAACCGUCACUUCGUGCAACACGCCGAGUACCGGGACUCCUCGAGUCACCGCCACCGGAAACGUCGAUCACCGCUGCGUGCUCCCAACCAUCCCCUGGCGCAACAGGACGUGACAGCAACUGACGACGUCGCCGAGAGCGUCUUGAGCGGCAUGCACCAAGUGCACGCGCUCUGGAAGAAGGCGGGAAACCUGCUGGCCUACAACCCCGAACUGGUGACCGUGGGAGACCUCGAUCGGUACGGACUGAUCUCGGCGGUGCUCACCAGCGAACUCAACCUGGAAGGAAGCGGCGCACCGUUCACCUCGAACGACAGUAUCGAAGUGACCAACGGAUCGCUGCUUCCGUUCCUGAGCAAGGUGCUUCAGCUGAAGAACAUCAAAGCGUACCUGGCCUGGGAGUUCGUCCGGCACCGAUGGGCCUGCGCCGCUUCGCCCCGUAUACAGGAGAAGACAUUGGCCGACAGCUGCUUCGAUUGCGUCGAGCGGGUCGCCGGUUUAGCAGCCCACAUCCCGUUUCUCCGCGUCAGCGGUCACGUCGAGUCUCAGGCCAAGGCUAGCUUCUUCCUGACGCAGCUCAAGAAUUUCGUUGUGACCGCCGUGGGCGAGGUGAAGUGGCUGCCGCCGAGGCAGCGGGAGCUCAUGCUCGACCGCCUCUACAGGUUCCAGUUCAUGCGUGGCGCGCCAGCGCGCAAGGACAGCGUGGCGCAGAUCAACGAACUCUACGCCUACCUACCGCAGGGCACAGGCAGCUUCGAGCGUGACUUCGACGCGGCCGCGCACGCCGCGUGGAACGCGUCGCUGCGACGCGCGGCUCAGCCGCUGCUCCCGCUGCUCUCCGCGUUCCCGAACGUGCUCAGCGCGAACGACACGGCGUACAUUCCGGCCGUGGCGCUGGUGCCGCCGCUCUUCAGCUACGACAACGUCAAGUACGCCAACUACGCCUUCUUGGGUGUCGCCCUCAUGCGGGCACUUGCGCACAGCAUCGGCCUCACCGGUCUGCUCCAGCUGCCGGAGCCCAGAGACGGGAGGACGGCGGAGCACUUGAGGGAGCUGGGCCGCUGCCUUCGGCUGAGCCACUCCCCGACUCAGGCGUACGCGUCGCAGCUGGCAGACGUGUUCGCGAUGGGCGCCAUCGUUCGGGCGUUUGUCGAGGGCCGCCGAGAGAAGCACUCGGGCGACGCCGCGGUGCACGAGAUGUUCGCCGACGGCUGCCUGUACACGUGCACGUCAGCAAACCCGCACCGCUGCGAUGUACCCGUCGUCCAGACGGCACAGUUCGAGCAAGCCUUCUCGUGUCUGCGCCCAUCUCACAUGAUGACGGCACCUAACUGCACCGUCUGGUGAACCGACGAAAUGCAGUGCACUGAUCCGAACUUUGGUUUCAUUGACUCAUAACGACCUUUUAAACAUCUGUGUGAUGGGCAAUUUCGUUUCACUUUUUUUUUCUUUGUCUGAGAUAUCGUCAUAUAUGUUCCAAGAAGAGUUAUAAAAUAGCGGUGACGCGGAAAGAAUCAAGAGCACAAGAACUUUGAAUGGACGGUUGUUGGGUGCAAGGAAUUCAACGUCGCACCAAGUAUUGCCAAACUAAACGAGUUGGCUGUAUUAAGUGAAGCAACGGCAGUCUAUACGGUUUUAUUUUUCAGUGUGGAUGUUACAUCGAAGUGCCACACAAAGGCUGCAACGUCUUGCUUUGCCGAGUUGACACGCUGCGGAAAUUUAGAAAACGCACGCUUUUUUUUUCUUUUUUCUUUUUUGCAACCAAAGAAAUACUUUGGACGUGUCAUACGAAAUGAAUGUGGAGACCCAUGCGCGAUUUUGAUUAUUUGUUUCGCUUUGCACGAUGCAGUAAAUUAGCCCUUACAAAUUCUUCCAACUAUAUAGAACUGGAUUUCAGGAACGACAGUUGGCUCGACGCUGUGGUUUCGCAUGACUACGGACGCCGCUCCUCCUCUUAUGCACCUCUCAUCUUGCCUUUUCUCCACCUUUUCCCAGUGUAGAGCCGCAGGCCACAGUGAAUCAUAGCUCAGGCCGAACUUUUGGCCUUUCUGUAAAUAAACUCUCUUUCUCUUCGCG